Molecule: messenger RNA, 1763 nt
Organism: Chrysemys picta bellii (western painted turtle)
Lineage: Eukaryota; Metazoa; Chordata; Testudines; Emydidae
Source: RefSeq, a predicted model, not a curated record
AUGAGGACAAUAAUUGACAAUGCUAAGAAAUUUCAGUGGAACCAAGUAAAAGAUGAUAAGGGAAAUGCAAUAGCACAGAGUAAGGCUCAGAUUGCCCUUCCAGAAGUUCACUACUUAGGAUUUUAUAUAAGGCAGGGGGAACGCCAGCUUUCAAACGAAAGAAAGGAAGCUAUCUGUCAAAUUCCUAUCCCAAGCAAUCGUAAACGGCUCAGGGCAUUUCUGGGUAUGGCAGGCUUCUGUAGGAUAUGGAUCCCAGAGUUUGGACUGUGGGCUAAACCCUUGUAUGAAUGUGUUAAGGGAGCGGAUCAUGACCCCUUUCACUGGUCCUCAGAAGCCGACAAGGCAUUUAAGGUUUUAAAAAGGAAACUGAUGGAAGCUCCAGCCCUGGGUCUGCCGGACCUCUCUAAGCCAUUCCAACUGUAUGUCCAUGAAAGGAAAGGAGUGGCCCUGGGAGUGCUUACUCAGUUAUUAGGCACCUGGAAACGUCCCGUGGCAUAUUUCUCUAAACAACCGGAUCAAGUUGCUAAGGGAUGGCCGGCAUGUUUGCGAGCGGUCGCAGCAACUGCUCUAGUGCUUGGGGAAGCCGAGAAACUGACACUGGGGGGAGCUGUGCAAGUGUAUAUUCCCCGUAUGGUCCAAGCCCUGCUGGAUACUAAGGGUGGUCUCUGGCUCACACAGGCUCGGGUUGCUCGGUAUCAGGCAAAGCUUGUAGAAAAUCCUGAAGUUACCUUACAGACCUGUCCCUCCCUUAACCCAGCGACCCUGUUACCGGAGACAGAGGAGCAGGAACACGACUGUUUGGAGGUCAUAGAUGCCCAAUAUUCUAGCCGCCCAGAUUUGAAAGAUCAACCCCUCCCAACUGCUGAUUAUGAGUGGUAUACAGACGGCAGUAGCACAGUUGUAAACGGGCAAAGGAGGGCCGGCUAUGCUAUUGUAUCUCUCCAUGAAACCGUGGAAGCAGAGGGUUUACCUGCUGGGACAUCAGCCCAGCUGGCUGAAUUGGUAGCCUUAACCCAUGCACUUGAACUGUCAAAAGGGAAAAGAGUUAACGUUUUUACUGAUUCCAGAUAUGCCUUUGGAGUACUACACGCCCAUGCUGGUCUAUGGAAGCAACGAGGAAUGUCGACAGCGCAAAACUCUCCUGUCAAACAUGGACCCCAGAUUCUCCGGCUUUUAGAUGCGGUACAGCUCCCCACAAUGGUAGCAGUGGUACAUUGCAAGGCUCAUCGAAAGGGAGAUCAAGAUGUGGCCAGAGGUAAUGCUAGGGCGGAUAGGGAAGCUAGGCGAGCUGCUACCCUGGAACCACUAGAAGCUGAAGAUGCCCAUAUGCAUGCCCUCAUCCCAUCAGUGGGGGAGCUCCCGACCCCUCAGUACUCUGGCGAAGAAAGGGAUCUGGCCGACAGACUCGGUCUCCAGGAGAAAGAGGGGUGGUUCCACUCCCUGGAAGGAAAGAUCCUACUACCAAAGAGCCUAAUUCGGUCAGUGCUGCAGAAACUACAUCAAACCACUCAUGCAGGGAGAGAGGCUCUCUCUCAGCUAAUGGGUAUACCAAAGAUUUGCAGCCUCUCCCGCUGGAUGCCCCGAUCCACUCCUUGCAGCCAGGUGAUUCCGUACUCGUCCGGACCUGGAAGGACUAGCCUCUCCAAGAGAAGUGGAAGGGACCCCACACCGUCCUGCUGGUCUCCCAUACAGCAGCAAAGGUUGAGGGACACAAGAACUGGAUCCAUCACUCUCGUCUGAAAGCAGUGCCUGCUCCUGAACGG